Oryzias latipes (Japanese medaka) is the source of this 4749-nucleotide messenger RNA. It is a transcript of the gene stk40, whose product is annotated as serine/threonine kinase 40. Gene Ontology annotation, molecular function: protein kinase activity; ATP binding. Gene Ontology annotation, biological process: protein phosphorylation. The record is from RefSeq and is a predicted model, not a curated record. Lineage: Eukaryota; Metazoa; Chordata; Actinopteri; Beloniformes; Adrianichthyidae.
CCGUUGUCAGGUGGUGCUGUCGCUGUGGAAAGAUGCGAUCAGCUUGGAGCGGAGGCUUUUCUUUAAUUGCUCAUUUCAGUCUUAGAAGCUAAGCAGCCCGAAAAUAAGGCGCCGUGUCGUUCGUCGUUUGAACGAGGAGCUCCCCACACACCCACCGUGGCCGUGAACCAAGAAAUGUCCAUGUUUUAAAAGCAGUCAACGCAAAUCUUUCCCGGUGGUUUUGGCUCGAGGCAGAGGCCGCCUCGCUUGCCAGAUCACUGGCUGUGCAGAGGAACACAGUGGUGUCAGAAAGGGAUCGCUAUGUGCUGUCAUCGUGCUGAUGUCAUUUAGAGCUCCAGGAUGUCCAAGCGGCGCUCGUCAGAGAGGGGGGCUGGAGAGACAUCAGGCAGAACCAGCAAGCUGCAGUGCACAGGGAUAUCUGGCAGUAAUGCCAAGAGGGCCGGCCCCUUCAUCCUUGGACCGCGCCUAGGCAACUCACCAGUACCGAGCAUAGUGCAGUGUUUGGCCAGAAAAGAUGGCACAGAUGAUUUCUAUCAGCUCAAAAUCCUGACGCUGGAGGAGCGGGUGGACUCUGCUGGGGAGACCCAGGAGGAGAGGCAGGGGAAGAUGCUGCUGCACACAGAGUAUUCUCUCCUUUCUUUGUUGUACAACCAGGAUGGGGUGGUCCACCAUCAUGGUCUUUUCCAGGACCGAGCCUGUGAAAUCGUGGAAGACCUCGAGGCCAACAAAAUGCGAAAGAUGAAGAAGCGCAUCUGCCUCGUUUUGGACUGUUUGUGUGCCCAUGACUUCAGCGAUAAAACGGCAGAUCUAAUAAACCUCCAGCAUUACGUUAUAAAGGAGAAGCGCCUGAGUGAGCGCGAGGCCAUAGUCAUUUUCUACGAUGUGGUUCGUGUGGUGGAGGCCCUCCAUAAGAAAAACAUUGUUCACAGAGACCUCAAACUUGGAAAUAUGGUGCUGAACAAACGGACUCAUCGCAUCACGAUCACCAACUUCUGCCUGGGAAAGCACCUGGUGAGCGAGAACGACCUGCUGAAAGACCAGAGAGGAAGCCCGGCCUACAUCAGUCCUGAUGUAUUAAGUAGUCGACCGUACCGCGGUAAACCCAGUGACAUGUGGGCUCUUGGCGUGGUCCUCUUUACUAUGCUUUAUGGCCAAUUCCCCUUUUAUGACAGUGCACCCCAAGAACUCUUCCGCAAAAUAAAGGCGGCAGAGUACUCCAUCCCAGAGGAUGGUCGUGUGUCAGAGAACACGGUGUGCCUCAUCCGAAAGCUGCUCGUUCUGGACCCACAGCAAAGGCUGACGGCAGGAGAGGUGCUGGAGUCCCUGGGUGCCAUCAUAUCCUCAUGGCAGUCUGUUUCUUCAAUGAGUGGCCCCCUGCAAGUGGUUCCAGACAUUGACGAUCAGAUCAAUAAUCCAGAACAUUUACAAGAGGCCAAGGCGCUUGAGGAGUCUUCGCAGUACGAGUUUGAGAACUACAUGCGUCAGCAGCUGCUGCUGGCUGAAGAGAAGAACACUAUCCAUGAAGCUAAGAGCUGCACCAACAACCGGCAUUUUGGCAGCAUCCCCCCCGUCAGGCGUUUAGGCCACGAUGCCCAACCUGUCAGCCCGCUAGACGCCGCCAUCCUAGCUCAACGUUUCCUUCGGAAAAAGCCCCCAGCUACCCAUUAAAGGCGUCUCGGGCUCAACGUGAACUGAAGAUGCCCGCUGAGGCCAAAGCUCCUCGAGAAGGAAAAGCCCCAGAACUCUACAGGCAGACACCCCCCCCACCAGACGCGGGGUGUUGGCUAUGCUCGGUAGAAUUACGGUGGGCAUCAGACCAAACUUCCACGUCAGAGCUCUACCUUCCCUUUGGGCGAACACUGUUGGAAACCCGGAAAAGCCCGAUGGAGGCUCUGAACCAAAGGCCCCUCACCCCUUCGGUCCCACCCCCUCCACACACACACACACACACCCCAUGACACAGUAUCACAUAGAGCUGGCACAUGGCUUUGCCUGCAGUGUUAAAGAAACUACAAACUGUGUGCUCCGCCCCCUUCUUUGUAACACUUCCUCUUAAUUCUGGGUUCUCUGUGCAACAGAGGUCCAGGACAUGUAGCAAACCCCUUAACAUAGUGGCAAAGAGCAUUGCUUCAAAUCGGUUCACUCGAUUUUUACGGAUGUCACUUCAGGAUACCUCCAUUCCACCUUUCUUCUCCUUCUCUUUCCUGUUUUCUUGUAUUGAAAACAACUAUGUCCAUAACUCUGACUUUAAAUCAAUCUACCUCUUUGUCCCUCUCCUGUUGAUAAGCGACCCUCCCUGCUCUGAGACAAGGGAUUGUAACAACUGAGUCCUGAUGCCACCAGUGACGUAAAGCAUUCAUGUUUUUUUUUUGGUUUUUUUGGGGGGGUCACAAAAUGCUUUGAAGCCUUUUUGGUGGCCCCUAGAAAUCUGAAUAAGCUUUUUUUUUUUUGUCAUUUGCCUCAAUAAGUAGCAUUUUUAUCCCUGUAGUCCCAUUGAAAGAAAGAACUCGAUCCUUUUGGAAUCUUGGCAAUCCAUUGUCUCCCGCUUUUCCUCAUCCCUGUGGAAAUUGAUUUUUAGCAUGUAGGCAGCUAGCAAGAGAUGCCUGGAAGUCAUGAUGCCAAGAACUGAAUGAGAAGCUGCUAGAUCCUCCACGCCAAGGCAUAUUGAUGGUAACUCUUCAUCACUAUGACGAUGAUCAGGCGCUGUUUGCGUUGCCAAAAAUCAUGUCUUAAAUCUACUCUUAGCCAAGGAAACUGGUACUUACAGGCUCAGUCAGAAUUCAGUGGCUUCCAGGCAACGUUUCUGUUUCUUCUUACUAUCACAGCCGGCUGGACAAGUGUUCCUCGUAUGAAUGUGAACAGUCCUUCUCUCCCUUUGGUGCAUCUGCAGUAUCCCUGAGCGCGUACAUGUGUUCAGACCAGGAGUCCGUGGAGCGGUUCUGUCUGCGACCCUAAGCUAUCCUCCGCCCCCCCCCUUCGUGUUCUGUUAUCUGGCCUGCCUCGGCGGCAGACACUGUGAAAACCAGAGCAGGCCCGGCCGCGGCGGGCCUGACUGAAUGUUUAUGGAAAUGACGUGAAUGCUUUAAGAUUGGAAAUGAUCACAUAUCUCUUGCCACUCUCGAGCGCAUCUUGAACACGCUUGUUUUUCCUGUUUGACCUUGUGGGCUCGUCAAGACCAGCAAGUGGCUAAUAAUCGAUACUGUAUUCAUAUUUAAACAAAAACACAAAUACAGAUUCAUUGGUUCAGUUUCUGGAUUUUCCUGCCGUAUUUUUCUUAACUGAUGGGUUCUUUAAACCAUGGCAGUUGUACUAACCGGUGACUGUUAGCCAUUCGUGCGCGGCAUCUUGCCUUUUGCAUUUCUGUGUCGGCUUUAGGUUCUUUAGAAAUCUGCCUUUUACUCUUCAAACUGAUUGCAUGAACACAGCCUUUGGAAAUGUCUUCAUUUUCCCCCGUAUUUUGGAUCCUUUUAUUUAUUCCUUUGUGUUUUUCCUCGCGCUCCCACAUGGGGCUCAGACAUUGAUUGUAAAGAUUUAGAACCUUUCAGCUUGGAGUCCCUAAUGGUGGUGAAACGGGCCCCUCACGUCCUUGAGCCUUUUUUGUUUUAGGUUUGGACACAGACAUGAAAGAGUAGCAUUCUUCCCUCUUAAAAUGACUCAUUGCCAUUUAUUUAAUUUAAAUUUUUUUUUUCCACAUUUAUGGUCACCUUAAGCUACACUAAUGUCGUGACUGACUUGACAUAUUUCUUAUUUUUUAAAGCAAAACAAAUGAAAUAUGUCAUCUGAAUUAUGGGAGGGCUGUUAGUGGUGCAUUUUAUUUUAUUUUUAUUUUUCUGCCAUUGCUCCUUGCACAAGGCUGCACUCUGGUCAGUAUGUAAAUAACAUUCGUUCAUGACAGUGGCAGUCAUAUUGUAUGUACAGUAGUUCCACCUGGUGACUUACAACUCUGUUUCCACACACGCCGAUUGUGUACUUCAGGCCAUGUUGGCUGAAAUCCACCGCAUCUGUAGGCUCCAGUGAUCUGAAGAGAGCUUCUGGCUUUCUUCCACCUUAAUGUGAAUUUCAUGGGUAUACAGCAGUAUUUGUAUUGAUCUAGGUUUUUUUUUUUUUAAAUAUUUCUGUUAUCAUUACUGACAUUUAAAUAACUAUCUGUUUGAGUGUCUGGCGCCAUCUUCCAGAAGACACGGCUGCAGAUUUAGUACCUGGGGUAACGUAGUUGUUAAUUGUCCCUCUUAAUCAGAAAGUGUCUCACUUUCCAGCCGGUGGAUUAUACCACGUUUAAUGUUUUACAGAGUUGUAUUGGUAGACUGCAUUGUGGACUGAAAAGCAUGGUAAUAGUUUGGUGUUAAACUCAGUAGAAAACAUGUAACUGUUGCAUGAUUUAGAAUUUGCGAGGUGUGGCAAAAACAAAUUGAAAUUUUGAAGAGAAAUCACCCAUUUUGGGUCUGGAAUAUAAUUUUGUUUUUCUUCUUUUUCUCUCUUAUUUUCUCCUGAAGUCUAAAGUUUUCAGCAUAUAUAUUGGAGAAAAUGCUGCUUGUUCCACCUGGAAACCUUGGUCAGGUUAUAAAAGGCGGUGUUUAAACCCAAUAGGAUAAUGUGUUGUAAGCUGCUUGGUCGAAAAUGGGCAUCUAAGUACAAAAAACCAGAUUCAUUGUACAGAUUGAAGACACGUUUGUAUAAAAAACAUAUUUUUCUACUUGAUCAGAUCUCUACAUGCAUGUCAGCAAUAAACUUUGAUAUGGAAAUAUUUCA